AUGAACACUUCAAAUACUGAGGUUGAAGAAGAAAUUCGUAUCCUUCAAGAAACUCUUGUUGUUAAGCAGCGCCGAUCUAACGAGAUAAAAAAGGCUCUUGGUUUUACCACACUUUCUACAUUGCAGUAUGACCUCAUGGAAGGUAUUCAUAAAUUGGAAGAUACAGAAGCAUAUAUCAAAACAAGCGAACUUUUAAGUAAAGCUAAAGAUAAGACCGUCAAUGUAGCCCAAGAUGCUAAAGAAAAAGUCGGAUCAACAAUAUCUGCUAUUCGGAAUUCAGAGGUUGUGAAAUCAUUGAAUGAUAAAGUUGGUUCUGCCUAUUCAACAGUUAAAGAUGUUAUAAUUCAUUCGACGUAUGGACAUCCACCAGAUGAUGGGACUGAAUAUGUUAGUAAUAAUAAUACCAAGAAAUAA
This is a messenger RNA of Schistosoma mattheei, 414 nucleotides long. NCBI's taxonomy places the organism in Eukaryota, Metazoa, Platyhelminthes, Trematoda, Strigeidida, Schistosomatidae. The record is from the annotation of a GenBank genome assembly.